Molecule: messenger RNA, 2174 nt
Organism: Conger conger (European conger)
Lineage: Eukaryota; Metazoa; Chordata; Actinopteri; Anguilliformes; Congridae
Gene: c2h6orf120
Product: chromosome 2 C6orf120 homolog
Exons: 2
Coding region: 196-753 (185 amino acids)
Source: RefSeq, a predicted model, not a curated record
GAAGAAGAAGAAGAAGAAGAAGAAGAAACAACUUUGUGGUUUUGGAACAUGAAGAAAUGGAGAAUUGGAGAUAGAACGAGGUAGCUAACGAGAAAAGUAUAUGGGGUUUCAAAGCGUUGUUGGUCUAAAAUGUAUGGGCCACCUAUUAAUAAACAUCGGAGGACAUCCUUCAGCUGGUGACAGGCCACACUAACCAUGGCAUUGCUCUGGAGUCACUUGACUGUGGUGCUCCUACUGUCCCAAGCUUGGGCCUUUCUGCAUACACAAGAGGAGGACAUCGUCCCAGAGGAGUGGGUCCUCCUUCAUGUGGUGCAGGGGCACAUUGGAGCAGGGAACUACAGCUACCUGAGGCUGAACCAUGAUGGCAAUAUCAUCCUGCACAUGCAGAGCCUCAAAGGCGAUGCCGACCUGUAUGUCUCCGAUAAAACUCUACACCCCAACUUUGACACAUACAAACUCCAGUCGGUCACAUGUGGACAGGAUGUGGUUGUGAUACCUGUGGACUUUGUACGCCCUGUGGGUAUUGGGAUCUACGGGCACCCGUCUCACCAAGAAAGCGAGUUUGAAAUGAAGGUGUUCUAUGAUCAGACGAUCCCUGAAGACCCUUUUGACAAGAGCUCAUACCCCUCAGAAGAGGGGGGCAAGCAAAAGAGGCAUCCACAGGUGUCUGAAGAGGACUAUCAGGAAGACGAGUCUAUCUUGUGGACCAUUCUGAUUGGUAUUUUGAAGAUAGUGCUUGAAAUUUUGUUUUGAAAACUUUGCCUUCAUCUGUUCAUCAUCUCAUCUGUGGAGAUAAAUUACUGCAAUUAACAAUGAGAAAAAUUGGAGUCAAACUGUGACAUUGAUUGGAGUUAAAAUGCAGGGACCAAUUACGGACACAAAGAGAAUUUUAAUGAAAUGCUAUUUUGAGAAUUUAAUUAAAUAGUUUGUUUUAUAGAGACAUUUAAGAUUCUGCAGGAGAAUACACCUGAAUCAAAUACUUUCACAGAAUCAUGUGUAGUGUUCACCACAGCCAAACAAUGGUCUGCUUUUUUCCCCCAAGCAAAUCUCAGAUUUUACCCACCCCUGGUAUUAGUACUGUAUAUUUGGUUUCCAUGCUCCAUGUUAAAACCACACUUCUAAGCCUGUACUAUGCAAAAAAAAAAAAAAAAAGUAUCAGUAUAGAGCAGAGAUGUGCUUUAGUGCCUUUGAUCGAUUUCUUUUUUGAAUGUAAAUGUAAUUAUAUCGUCAUACACAAUCAUUUCAUCAGAAAAUACAGAAGGGAAAUCCAGAUGUUUAAAUGUAAUGUAAGGAUGUGGCCCUUGAGAUUAACAGUCAAAUGUGUAGCCAGGUUCACGGCAAAAUCACAUUUGUUGGUGUUGUUAGUUUGUAGCCAUAAAUCACAUUUUCAGUUUGUUGUCUGUGCGUGCUACAGGAGCAGAAACUUUGACCUGUGAUGCUGUGAUGUGUGCAUAUUGUUGGCAAUGGAAGGCCAUGGAUUUCCAGAUGCUAACCACUUUGAUGCUAUGUUGUGUUCUCCAUUCUUCCUCAUGCUACCAUGUCAACAAAUGAACAAACAAAAGUGGUUGAAUUGACAUUGGGGAGUAUUUUUUGACAGGAACACAUGGCUAGAAUGGUGCCAAUCCCCACCCCCUUCACUUUUAGCCCAUGCAACAUUCAUAAAUUGUGAAGUCUGUCAAGGUGAGGUAUUCGUUUACCUUCCUGACAGGGCCAAGCCACCUCUAGUGGCCUGUAUAUGUCAGGUGGUGCACUGCCAGUGUGAUACAGCUGCUGCUGCAGCAGCUUUAUUUCAAUUAUGAAACCCAGCAGAGCCCAAGCAGAGCCUUGUACUAUACGCAUCCAUAGACAUUGAUAAAUAUGGUGUUUUUGUUUUUUUUAGGCAAGGAUCUUCAACAUGGUUUUUAUUAAAUCACUUGAGCAUGAUAUAGUUUAUUGUAAAUGUCAUGUCAAAUGCUUUUCUGUUCAUUUUGACAUUUUGCACUGUUUUCUGUUGGUCUUAAUCUCAGGGUCAUGAAAUUGACUUCUGUCUUUUUCAAUUAUUAAAAGGUACAAAUGUAAAUAAAUUCACUAAAUGUUUUUAAGGAUUUCAUAAAUUUCCUUAUGAAUAAUGACCCAGGGUGCUGUCCGCAAAAUUUGUUGGAUAAUGCUGAAAUAAAAUGUUUUUUAGACUGUGA